Elephantulus edwardii (Cape elephant shrew) is the source of this 1132-nucleotide messenger RNA. RefSeq names its product Josephin domain containing 1 (gene JOSD1). The record is from RefSeq and is a predicted model, not a curated record. Gene Ontology annotation, molecular function: cysteine-type deubiquitinase activity. NCBI's taxonomy places the organism in Eukaryota, Metazoa, Chordata, Mammalia, Macroscelidea, Macroscelididae. Bases 286 to 894 code for a protein of 202 amino acids. The transcript has 4 exons. Gene Ontology annotation, biological process: protein deubiquitination.
UUUUUCGUAACUCUGCAUUUUGGCAGUGGCAGCGAAAUAAACUAAUCCAAGAGUUAUUUUUUUUUCUAUUGAGGAACGAGAAGUGGAAUUUUUUUUUUCUCUCUUCCUUUUGAUUCCAACCGUUUCUCCCAGUGAGAAAGCAUAAAUCGUGGACACUCGAGAAUAAUAAGGUGGACCUCAGGAACCCCGAGAGAAAAAAAAGCCUGAGAAGAUUACGUUCUUCCUCGAGAGGGAAGGGUGGGGUGUGUUCAGCCCUGUCUGGAUCCUACAGGGAGAAACAAAAACAUGAGUUGCAUGCCAUGGAAAGGAGACAAGGCCAAAUCGGAAUCGUUGGAGCUGCCCCAGGCAGCACCCCCACAGAUCUACCAUGAGAAACAGCGCAGGGAGCUCUGUGCCCUCCAUGCCCUCAACAACGUCUUCCAGGACGCCAACGCCUUCACUCGGGAAGCCCUGCAAGAGAUUUUCCAGAGGUUGUCUCCUAACACCAUGGUGACACCUCACAAAAAGAGCAUGCUGGGAAAUGGAAACUAUGACGUGAAUGUCAUCAUGGCGGCACUUCAGACCAAAGGCUAUGAAGCUGUUUGGUGGGACAAGCGCAGGGACGUGGGUGUCAUUGCUCUCACUAACGUCAUGGGCUUCAUCAUGAAUCUACCCUCCAGCCUAUGCUGGGGUCCCUUGAAGUUGCCUCUCAAAAGGCAGCACUGGAUCUGCGUUCGAGAGGUAGGAGGUGCCUACUACAACCUCGACUCCAAACUCAAGACGCCUGAGUGGAUUGGAGGCGAGAGCGAGCUCAGGAAAUUUCUAAAACAUCACUUACGAGGAAAGAACUGUGAACUCCUGCUGGUGGUACCAGAAGAGGUGGAGGCCCAUCAGAGCUGGAGGGCUGAUGUGUGACAGUUCUGCCCACCCUUCCCCUCACCUCACCCCUGAAGCCUCUGUGAUGUGCUGUGGCCUGCACAGUGGGUCUGCCCUUGCCAUUUCCCCAAACAGCUCAGCGAGUUUCCCCUCUCAGAGUUGACAGUGCAAUAGUACAGACAUGUGGACUGUUUAGAACCACCAGCGUUUUUUUGUGCUGGGAAAGGAAGGCAGGAGCUCUGUGCUUAGGGCAAAGCAGCAAAGACCCUUGGUAUUA